Molecule: messenger RNA, 15270 nt
Organism: Porites evermanni
Lineage: Eukaryota; Metazoa; Cnidaria; Anthozoa; Scleractinia; Poritidae
Source: the annotation of a GenBank genome assembly
AUGGACAAUUCCAGGAAUGCUAGUCUUAAACCAGUGCAAGCGUCCAACCUCCCCGCCUUGAUUGUUGUCCAAAGCGUUUUUCUUACACUGAUAAUGAUAGUUAGCGCCGUAGCUAACAGCUUUAUAUGUCGCUGUAUUCUGGUUCACCGAUCUCUACGAACGAUUACGAACUCUUUUAUCUUUAAUCUCGCGGCUACAGAUUUCUUGUUAUCCGUGCUGUGUAUGCCUUUUGCUUUAGUGUCCGCCAUCACCGGCCGAUGGGUAUUUGGCGAGGUCAUGUGUAAGCUUACAGGGUUUCUGAUCUCAGUUCUGUGUAUUGCGUCUAUUCUAACUUUGGUUUUAGUAGCUAUCGAUCGAUAUCUGGCGAUAUGUCGUCCACUGAAAUACUGCAUCCUAGUCACGCACAGGAAAAGUGUAAUGAUGUUGGUAUAUGUUUGGCUUCAUGCUGCUGUAUGCUCCAUUCUGCCUGUCAUUGGCUGGGGACAGGGCUACAAAUUUGUUGUUGAAGAAUCAAUUUGCCGGCCGGAGUUCGGAAAACCUACAGCUGAUAACGGCUACACAAUAUUUUUAUUCAUAACUUGUUUUGUUGGGCCAUUUUCAAUAAUCGCAUUCACAUAUGUCUCCAUUCUGUUCACAGCCAGGAGACAAUUUCGCCGGGUUCAUCAAGCCAAAGUGACCCCGCCUAACCCGAUUAACAGCACGCAACCAAGCAGUUCCCAACUCAACGUUAUCACAGACUACCAUGGUGAAACCACCAUUGCUCAUACGCCAGAAAACACUAUUGUAGGAGAAGAAAUAACUUCUGCGACUAACACCUCACGUUUCAAGAAGUUAUAUACCUCAAGGAUCAUAAAGAACAGACGACGGCAAAAGGCGAGGGGUUUUAAAAUGCUUUGGUUAAUUGUGGCGGUUUUUCUAAUCUGUUGGAGCCCUUACUUUAUUUUCAUAUUCUAUAGCUCUAUUCAUCAACGUCGUUUCUCCAGAACAGUCAAGGUACCAGUCAUGCUCCUAACGUUUCUCAAUAGUGCCUUAAACCCAUUUUUAUACGGGUUUUUGAACGGAAAAUUUCGGUCAAGCUUGUGGGAGUCAAUUGGAGAGAAGUUUGCUUUCUGCAAGUGGAAACAAAACGAGACAAAAUCGAGAGUGCAUCAUAUUAAUUGAGGAUUUCUGUGGCUAUCGCCAGCAACUCCUUAAUGUAUAUCAGUUAAAACAUAGAAUCGAUGCCAUAAAUCAAUUGUUAUAAAUGAUGGAUGAAACAAGUGGAGGAAGCAAGGAAAUAUACGCGGUAUCAGUGUUCACGGAAACAAAAUGGAUACCUUAAUUGGUAUAGCUGGCCAAUUCUAUAAAACGCUGCCUGGCGCAUUUAAAAAAAACACACACACACACGCACACACACACACACACACACACACACACACUUACAAACACGACCCUUUAAUUUUGCUUUAAAAGCCAGAAGAAUCAGUCUUAGCAUGCAAAUUGACUCUUUUGUUAAAAUUGGUUCUUAUCUAUGUAAAAAUUAAAGACUAUUUUGACGGUAAAGAAAGCAGCUGAACUUGAGGGAAGUACUCCUAAAAUAAAAUAUGAUUCCGUUUUUGCAAUUCACGGGUCGAAAACAACCUGUAUGUUUACAUUAACACUAUGUGUUAACUGUAUCUAAAGUGAUACAUUUGACAUCGUAAUUCCAAAAAAACUUGCUGCUUGUUUUCAGUGCAAUAAACAGUCAUUCUAUUUUUUUUUUAUUUAAAUAAAAGCACAGAUUUAACUUGGUUCCACAUUUCGUUUCAAAUUGUUGGCUGUUGGCGUUGUAAAUUUUACCCGCGUACUCGUCAGGUCAAAUUGUACGAGUUUAUGUUUGUGCUAAAUAUUACUAAAAAGUAUGUUCUCCGCGGAGUUUCAUGUGUGAUAAGACCAAGAGUGAUUUCCCACCAACGUUGUGGUAGCGAUGACACCGAGCAUAUGCUGGUCGUGAGAGAAAACUAUGUGUUUGUUUCGUUCGGAUAAGCCGUUAUGUUUUAUAAGAGAGUUUUUGAAAGAUAUGGGAAAUGAUCUAUAGUCUUCGAAGUCUUGGUAUACGUCCUGCCAAUAAUUCACUCUGCUUUUGAUGGCCAAACUAAAAAGUUAAACGAAGGUUCUGCAAAUUCCGUUUGUUUAUUCAAUUUUGUCAUAUUAAAAGUAGGAAGACCAGAUGGCACAAGGAGUAGAUUAAUUAGGAACUUGUAAUACUGAAUUUUCUUCCUUUGCCGAAUCAUCCUUUACCGAGUGAAUGAGUCUCAGAUAUUUGAGACUGAAACAUUCUUUAAUACAUGUAAUUUUUAUUUGUCGAACUUUAUGUAUUGCUUCAAACUCCCAUCAAAUAAUCGUGCACAUUCAUGCAGAUCAACCUAAUACACUACCAAUAACAUUUCUUUUCUCAAAGGAGCCAGCGUAUAGCCAAGUAUAGCCAUGAUAGCAAAGCAGCAAAAAAGAUACGGCAAGCAUUUUAUUUAAACAAAAACACUUUGGGAUAACAUUAUUCACUCAAACGUAAGAGUUCUCUAGCCUCUUAAUUGUAAAGUAAAAGCAUCUUUGUAAAAAUAUCAUUACAGAAAUAUCUAAAAUAUCAUUACAGAAAUUUUCCUGUUAGAAGAGGUUUUACCGAUACUGUCGCACUUUCACUGGAAGCAUUCACCUUUUGUGUUUAAGCGGAGAGGCUGUUGUCAAAAAUUAAGUAUUAGUCCCGCUUCAUGAAACAAAAUCUCUGUUCCCACUAAGAAUGUGAUAAAUGCAAAAUGAAACACUUAGGAGUAUUUAUUUUUUUCGUUUACACCCACCCACAUAACACCCACUAGCUGAUGCAGGACUGACUGAUUUACAUAAAAGGGGAAUUCAUUGUUGUUCUCUGACUUCUCGGCAACAAAACAAGAGAAUAGCCAACCAUGCACCAGUGUCAGCCCGGCUUUACUGAUUUAUAAAGAUACCCUAAAUUUGAUACCCAAAAUGUAUAUCCUGUGGAUGGUUUUUGGCGUUAUUUCAAUUUUUUUUGUUAUUAUUUGCAUUUUUACCUACAACUUCAGAAAGGCUUUUUUUACGAUGUUGAGCUAAUAAUUCUACUGGACAUUUACUCUUAAACGUGUUCAAUAAACGAUAUUUUAGGGUUACAAAAGGAGCAACUUCUGUCAACAAUACAAGCUUGCUCAAAAGGCAAUUUUUGCUCCAGAAUGGAAUUUAGAAUACCACGUUUUCGCCUUUAGGCCUUUUAAAAGUUCUUCAUGUCAGCUAAUAAAAACUUGCGCCCCCAAAUGACCACGAGGUAAUUAUAUUUUUUGUGUUGCGGAAGAUGAAAGACAAACUCAGUACUAAAAAAUCACAACAAGUGUAUCUUUCUACACAAUAAAAGCUAAAUCUUAUAUCAAGCCCAAAGGCCAUCUAAAGAAUAGGGAAGCCCCACCGAAACGAAUUUUUCUUCCUGUAAAGCGCGCCAACGACUAAUGAACAAGCAAAACAAUACAUGCUAGGUAUUGUUUCGGAAAUUAUAAAUCAAAUAACUUCUGCUUUAACGGCGACCAUGCCCUUUACCUGUCUUGUUGUUUCUUCUCACGGGAAAUCACACAGACACUUAGUAACUAUCAAAACAACUCAUUUCCUCAAUUUUUGUUUUUACGAGUUGAAGUCAACUUUACUUUAGCAAAAUCCCUUCCCUUAAUUUUUUAUUUCUUAAUUAGUUUCUAAAUACGAACCAGUCCAGAAAACGUGACUAGGCAGUCAGCUGGCGAUACUAAAAUGCUUUAUUUUCUUUUCAUUCCAAAUUGAUUUAUCAUUUCUGUACAGGUCCGCGUCAACGGAAACUUGGUUCUUGCUGAGGAAGCUUGAUCUAACAAACGCGUACCAAUGAAAACUUUAGAAUGCAGAAAAAUUGGCACAAUGUAAGGAAGUAUUCUAAGACACAAGCACUGAAUUUUAGGAUUUUAAAUCAGAGCAGAAAAGUCUCUCUCAGCAUGGUCAGCACCAUUUUUUUCUUCAUAUUUAUUUUUUAUAGCAUGCAGAAGCACAAACAGUAAAAACAAAAAAAAAUGCCCACGUUGGUUUUACUUAAGGUUGUUUGCACUUUAGUUCCUCAGGGUACCCUGUUGGGGCAUGUCCGUGUACCAAGGGUCACGAAGGUAGCCUUAGAGCGUGCAUAAGCUCUAGAAAUCGCUAGUUUUAGCAUUCACAUUGCAAUAUUUAGAAAUCUGCUUGAAAUAAAAUAUCCCGAUUAUGAAAUGAUGUAGAGUUAUAAAAAUGGUCCAAAAAUCACGGUACAAGAGUUUGUAACAAAACUUUUCCGUAUUCUUAUUCCGGAGUACGAUCAAUCGAACAAACCCUAAAUCAUACAGUUCACCAGGGCUCCGUUUUUUUUUUUUUUUUUUCAUUUUCUGAGGGAAAGGCUGUGGUGGAAAGGUUGACAGUUCACAAGGUUUACCACUCUCGUCCCCAGAGCCUCCUAGGGGCCUGAGCAUCAGGACUAGGAGGCUCUGGGGACACAGGAUUUGAAGUCCUAGAUUUUAGGACUUCCGGUCAUUUCUGAUUUUCUACAACGUUUCUAAUAGCGUUCACUUGCUCUUGCAGAAGUGUCAAUGACUGUUAAUUAGGUUCAUUCCGGGUACUUCAAGCUACUACAGUUGAUGAAGAACAAACUAAUUAGAUGUGCAUCCAUUGAAUUAUUACUAAAUUCAAAAUUUGCCUUUAAAGUAUUCGGUUUCACAAUUUUAAAAUCAUCUCUGAUACGAAAAAAGUGUAUUUUAUUACGCUCUGUUCCCACACUGACAAAAAAAGAUCUGGAGCCAUAUGAGAUCAAUUCAAGCCAAAAAAGCUCAAUCUAAAGGCUAUUCCAGCCCACUCUGGGGCCCAUUUCAGCCCUUGGGUCCAAAUCAGCCCUAGCUAAUUGGACUGUAUUGGCCCUGAUUAAAGGGAGCCAAAUUAGACUCAAAAAUAGGACUGUAUUUUACUCACCGAAACUGCCCCAUUUUUAGGGCUAAAAUAGAUCUUUCCGAUUUUACAGUGUGUAAAUAACAUACGGAAGGCGCAAACGCAUACUGUGCAGCCAAUUCUAUAGCCUGCCUGGCAGGCGUUCGAAAGCGAAGGGGAAGGGAAUUGACAAAACCUGAGUUAUUUGGAAGUAACACAUUAACACCUGUAAUGUUCAAAGUCUGAAUACAUCGUUUGUAAGUAUCGACUCGGUUUUUUAAAUUGUUAACAAGACAAAAGUUGCCAGCGGCCGGACCAUUUUGUUUAUUGUAUAGAGUAAAAUUUUGUGUUAUUACGAAACCGAUAGUGUUGUUGUUGGCUCUCCUGAUUGGUCAGCGUAAAUGAAGACUUAUUUUUCUGACUUAAUUCCUAUUCAUAUAUAUCAUUAAUAAUAAAACAUAAAUCAACAAAAUGCAAAUAGAGUGAAUUUUACGACUGUGUCUCCUUCUCACAUGUGACAGUCUGAUCUUCCAAGUUUCAAGCAAAUCAAAACGCUAACGAUGAACGAGGAGAAAAUUCCUCUAGUACAGGUAUUCUUAUUCUUCCUUUAGCGCGCAUACCGGGUUAUAAGAAUUUCCAUAUUUAGAAGCGACGAAACCCUAUUUCAAUUUCUUUUCUUCUUCGUGCAGGUUCACAAAUUUGGUGAAUAUUCUGGGAUUUAAUAAGCCUUGCUUUGAUUUUAUUUCUUUUCAACUAAGAUUGUUUGUAUAUAAAUAGCCGAGAACUUAAAACACGUACAGGCAAGAUAAUUUUCAGUUCUACAGAAAUCAAAUAUUUUCACUGCACAAUGAUGGCUUUGAGAGCAGACGCUUGAAUUUUAAAUUUAAUUACAGACAAAAUUAGCUCGAACGUUUUCUGAUUAUUUCACAAUUUAUUACGUUUCCUUGCAUGAAAAACGUAGAGUUUUUUUUUAAAAGGGAACCAUCGAUGUAGUUCUAAGAAAGUUUUAAACUCAGCAGAGGUGUGUGAUUUUACUUCAAAAUCACCUGUCGCUCGCAGCAAUGUAUCCUUAAUUGACAUAUGUUCAGCAUUACUUUAGAAAACGGAAAAAAAAAUUACUACAUUGUUUGGAGUCGAAGCAACCGUUGAAACCUUCAGCUCAAAGAGAUCAAGCUUUUCUUUUUCAUUUCAUACUCGGCUCGGAAUUCUUAACAGAAUUAAAACACUUUUUUAAGACCAAUAGACAAGGCCAAGAGCCAUAUUUAUGUCUCCUGACGAGACUGAAAUAACAGGUUUGGUAUUGAAGAGACUGGUACGAGUCAAAUCAGGUACCUUAUUCACCGCUGACCUUCAGCGAGUGUGUAUAAUCAUGACUGCCUUCGCAUAGAACUAUUUUAAAAGCAUAAUUGAUGCUCAAAAUUGUUCACCCUACUAGGACAUAAAAAACCAUUUAAUCGGUAAUCUAGGAAAUCCGGGUUUACGAUUGGUCUUAUAUUGGCUGGCUUGUUGUGGAGAGUAAUACAGCUCAAUGUCGCACUUGCGCCGAAAAGAACAACAUAGCAAACAGCAAAGACAUCAUAAAGGUUGGCUUUCUUAAGAAGGGAGAGUGAAGAAGAAAGCGAGUGUGAAAUAUGGCGAAAGGGAAAAAAGAGAAUCAAUUAACAGAAGUAAUCUCGAAUCACUGAAUCGUUAUGUCUGACAUGCGCGAUAGAUACCUCUCGCAUUUUGCGUAACAAAAGGAAAAAGUAGAGCCAACAAAUAUUUUAUUAAGAAAGUACUGUAAGGUAUGAAUGUGUAUGCCAAAUUACCAUGCCAACACACGCUGCUUAUUCAAUUCAACUUGCGAAAUUGACAAUCAGAAUUUGCAGGUCUUGGAAAUGCACUUACAGGUAUGACACUCCUUUCUUAUUUCUAGUAACGCCACUUCAAAAUAUAUCUCGCCCUUACAAGAAAAACACCUAAGAGAAAAGCCUUUCGGUUAAGCAACCACAAGUUCAUGAUCGAGAUUGGCAGAUACAACCAAAUAAUUAGAUUCGAUAGUUUUUGCCCUGCUUGUAGAUGUAAUCAAAUCGAAGACGAAAUUCAUUUUCUGUUUUACUGCUCCGAAUACCCUAAAUGAGAGAGAAAUUUUAUAGUAAGCACAGUCUCUCAUCGCAGUAUUAAGUAAUUAUCGGUUGACGAAUUGAUUAUGACAUCUUUUGAAAUCUGCUUCGUAUCUUAUUAACAAAGAAUUAAUUUAAUUCAUAGCAUCUUGUUUUAAACUUCGGAAAAAAUUGUUAUCAACGUAGUUUUCAAUCGUUAUCUUAGUUUGUUGUACGAUUUUGGAAUACUUUUAAGUUAACGGUCUUGCAAAUAAAGCUUAUUAUUGUUGCUGUUGUAGUCUGACAAGAAAGAAACUCAGUACUAUAACGUAUAACCCGAUAUACAGUACUAUAGUUAAAGUAGCAUAAACUGAUAUACAUUACCGUCCAAAGUUUCGCUUAGACAGAAGAAAUGAAAGUUAGUUCUGUCUAACCAAAACAUUGAGCAAUUUAAGUUCCUUUUUCAGCUUUCUGAUCAGCGUUAUACACUAUGCCCAACUUUACUCUCAUUUGCAUGUCGAGUCGACAGAGCGUGGAAAUCGCUUGGAUAAAAAAAUGUCCAAAGCACCAUGAGCCGAAAAAAUCGGAUGCUCUUGCAGGCUACCAUGAGUCAUGUUUGAAGAAAUCUUGCCAGUGAAAACCUUAAAGCAGUUACUUACGCAUGUUUCAGGUCAGGCCUCAGAUUUUCAAAAGAUAGAUACACAGCACUAUGUAUAAGUUACUGACAUAACUACGUUAUGAACAACUGGAGGCCAGGAAUAUAACUGAUAUCUUUUGUAUUUAUACAGCUUCAAGCUUUGCAUGAUGAGCCUAAUCCGCCACCGAUCAAAGAUAGUCAAGGACAAGCCUCUCCCAUCGGGGAAACAGAUGAAAACGCUCGUCUCGUUGGCGAAAAUGAGGAGAAAUCUUAUAGCUCCUCAAGUGGUGGUUUAAAUACUCCUUCUUCAGAAGAAUCUAUUGAAGAGAAAAGAAAAUAUCUUAAUAAUACAACCACGUGAGUUCUUUUUUUAAAACAAAAGACACAAAAAGCGCAAGCUACACAUAUCAUCUGCGAGUGCGCGAACCGGCCGAACUGGUUCAUUCUCGUUACCAGAGCCUCGAGUUUUUUCAGCCUGAACAUAAACUGUUAUCAUAUGAAAUAGAGAAGCGGGGGGCUCUGGCCCCAAUUGUUCAAACCCUGCUUAGCGCUAUCUGUUGGAUAAAUCACUAUCCAGCGGAUACGUGUUAGGAACACCAAUUGUGUUGUCCACUGGACUGGAUAGAUAUUAAUCCAGUGCAUAGCGUUAUCCACCUUUUCAACAACUGGGGCCAGGAGUUGAUAAAAGACCUGUCUGAGUACUCUGCGCAUGCCCUUUGCGCUUGUAAUGGCUACAGACGUGUGUAGCGUGUCUUUAUUGUUGGCUUCUACACUCAUUUGGAUCACUAACAGUGGAUUCUUUUUAGGUCCAGCAACUGCCCUUUUAAAAUCCAGUAGCCUGGGAACGGACAGACUGUUUUAUAGAUCAAAACUUCCUUAUUAAUUGUUGUUUUUCUAUACAGCAAUAUGGAGGCCCUGGCUCAUCUAUUAAGAGGAAGCAUCGGGUCGGGAAUGCUGGGAUUGCCCGAAGCCGUAAGGCACGCUGGGAUUGUCGUAAGUUUGCUUGUCCAGUUUUAGGGGCCAAUUGUUUAUGCAAGCCUUAGACGGUCUUUUUCAACGAAACCGAAGUAAACAAUGUCAUUGUAUAUUCAGACUUAUCAUUAAACUUCUAUCAUACAGUCAAAUUUUCAAAAUGUCUCAUAGCUCUGGUACCCUGUCUUAUAACUAGAGAACAACACAUACUCUUCUAAACUUAACUUAAAGGUAUACUCAGGGUAUGUCUACACUCUUGCACGAGCACGAAAACCAUGUCUUUUUGAUAAGAACUGCAAUUUAGGCGCGGUAUCCUGUGACGGAGCGAAGCUACGCCGCGCCCGCGGUGGAUUGUCACAUAUCGGAUAUUUUGAAGUAACACUCUUUAGAUCAAUUAAAGUUUCUGGGAAACUGCCCACCUACCCCUCCCCUAAUCCGACAUUUUGCCCUAAGUAAGAAGUAAGUGUUAAUGUUGACUUAGGGGAGGGGUAGGUGGGCAGUUUCCCAGAAACCUUAAUUGAUGUUAACACUCUUUGUGGCAGUGUAAAUAGGUACUUGAAACGUAGCAGAAACGAAUGAGUAGGAAAGAGGACUGGAACCAACUAAGACGGAAGUAAAUAUUCAUGAUUGAGGAUUGGGACUUAAUGUACCAAUCCCUCUCGGCCAUAACCUUAAUAUGAAUAUAUCUUUCAGGUUGGUCCCCUGGGGAUGUUGCUUGUUGCUGCGGUUACGGUUCACUGCAUGCAUCUUUUGGUUUAUUGUAGUAGUGUCUUCUGUCGAAGGUAAGCUAGAUGAUGAUGAUGAUGAUCUUUGUCCAAGUUACAGUCGCAAUCAUACCCUUUGUAUUCAGUAUCUUUCCUCUUUGGUUCGUUCAAUACAUAGCCGUACCGUAGCGUCCUUCUUAAAUCUACAUUUUAUAAGAGAAGAACUAUAUAACUGGAGUGACGAAGCCCAAAAACCACUUUAUGGUGAUAUAUAUCUAGCCGGAUUUUUGAAAACGUUAUUUGUUAUUGCCAAAUAGACUUCUUCGUCCAACAGUUUUUUUUCGUACAAAAACUAUCUCCAAAGUAGCAUUAUAAAAACUAAGAGUGCAACCAUUGCUUUUUUCUCGUCUCCUCCUUUCUCCCUCCCCGCUUUUUCUUUUUCUCCUUUCCUUUUCCUUCAUUGGUGUGAUUUUGGAGCUUAUGGAGCUUAAAAAACCUACGGCUUUUCACUCAAAUGACUGUAGAUUUCGUUAGGCUGGUUUUCAAAAAAUCGGGUAGAUAUAUAUAUUCUGCCUUAAGUUUUAUCCGUGAUAGUAAUUUCAUGAGCAGCUUCAAAUGGCUUGGCAGCUCAGUUGGUUAGAGUGCUGCCCCCUCCCCCCGUAUCUCGAGGUAUCGUAGAGGUAAGAGUUCGAAUCUCGGCAAUCCUGAAUUUUUUUAAGCUUUCUUUUCGCAACUGCAGAAGUCGCGUCUUUUACGGCUAUUUCAUCAUGACGCGGCUCUAAAAUAUGAGAUUCAUAUUUUCAUCAUAUGUUGUUUCUCCACCUCCCUUUUGUUGCUUUUUUGUUGUAGAACUGGAGAGGCGGCUUUGGGUUAUGGAGAGGUUGCAGAGGAAUGUCUGAGGCGUUACUGGCCAAAAAGAGCUUAUGUUGGAAGGUAAGGUAACAACUUUACCAUUUAUUCCCCUCCCCCUCCCCCCUACCCCCCCCCAAAAAAGAGGCUCAAAUUCCAUCGAAUAGAUUACGUAACAGUUAGUAGCAACAGCCACAGCACGGUCAGGUUGUAAGGAAGCUGAGCAUCUCCUCUGACCACUGGAUAAAUUUGCUCCAAUGGGUAUUUUCGUUUCAUCCUCGGAGAUCAAGGGAAAGUCUAAUCGGGCAGGAAAAAAUGGCGCCAAGUAAAGUUCUUUAAUUUUCCUCGCGCUAUUUUUUUCCCCGCCCGAUGUUUUUAUUUAUUUUCUCAUUCUUUUAAACAGGCUGUUGUCGUAGACAUUGUUUAAAGACUAAGCACUAAAUUCCAGAAGCUUUUCUCAGAAUGAAAGGGCUGAAUUCACCCAAGGCCUCGAAGGUUUAUAUCACCCGCCCGUGAUAUAAAAUGACGGCUAUUUUCUAUCAUCUACACCUUGAUUGAUCACCUUUUGUUGAACUAUUGUAAAGAGAAUGAUAAGACGAUUUUAACAUUUUUCAGACUGAUCGUGAACAUUUUUCUGUGUAUAUCACAACUGGGAAUUGCCUGUGUAUAUUUUGUAUUUAUCGGCGAUAAUCUUAGACAGGUAAGAGCGCUAAGCGAGGUUUUAUUUGCCUUUGAAAUUUUUUUAACAGUAUGCAACCGUAACUGCAACAACUGUCAUUCUCAUUUCCAUCAUAUCGCCAUCAGUAUCAGCAGCAGCGAUUUAGCGAGCAAGAGUGGCGCAGUGUUGUGCCAUGCCUGGCUCCUGCUGCGCUCAAGUCCCGGUGUCGACGCCAUAUGAGGGUUGAGUUUGUUGUUGGUUCUCUUCCUUCUCUCUAGCUACUCCGGUUUUCUCCUCUCCUAAAAACCAACACCUUCAAAUUGAAAUUUGAUCUGGAACGCACGGACACGGGUGAAAAAAAAAAUACAAUUACAGAAACAGUAGCAGCACUAGAGGCAUAAUGAUCCGACAACAUCGUCAUCAUCGUUAGUAUCAUACAUAUUUAUCGCCAUAUCGUUAUCACCGUCACCUUAUAUUACUUGAUUGUCCUUAUUGUUAUCAUCAACCUUUUAACCUUUUAAACCCUAAUAUCAAAAUUCAAAUUCUCUUUUGUUAUCUCUAUGCGUUUUCAAUAGCAGUAGUGGGGAGAAUUUGUUGAAGUAUCAAUGAGAUUCAUCUUGUGUGAUCAUGUCCUUAAUUGUCAUGACCACUCUGUUUUAUAAAGCAGUGAUAUUACAAGGAGAAAUUUGACGUUGAUCACUCUUAGGGCUUAAAGGGUUAAUACCUCGUCAUCACUAUUAACAUAACCUUUUCGUAUUCUUGAAGUUAGUGAUUGCCAUCACCAACUCCAUCAGUGAUUACGCUUUACGAAGCCUUCCCUCCACCCCUCCCACCGUUCAUUUGAUAUAAACCUCCUAGUUCCUCUUCUUCUACGUUUCAGGUAUCCAACGCUCUGGACACUACAACUUGGAUCGCAAUAAUUCUUCUUCCAAUAAUCCUGUUGUCCUUCAUCCGGGAUCUUCGUACCCUAGUCCCAUUCUCCAUCGUAGCAAACAUCCUCUGUCUUGUAGCUCUUGUUAUUAUAUUUCAGUAUAUCGUAACAAACAUUCAUGACGUUGACAGGCUGCCUGCCUUUAGUGGGUGGAUGAACUUACCCGUCUUCUUUGCAAUGGCUGUAUAUGCCUUUGAGGGAAUUGCAGUGGUAUGUAUGAUGUAUUUGGCAUUUGAAUUUUUGCCUAGGUCCGAUGUAUCCGUGUUUUCGUUACCAUGUUUCUACCAAUAGAGUAACUCAAUGAUUCGAUGUAUCAACCUCACCGCGCAGCUCUUAAAUCCCUUGAUUCGGUUCUUUGAAUCUUUUCACGGUGGAAAACUCAUUUAUUUGGCUUUAUCGUGUCAGUUAAUAAAGCCAAAUGACAAACAGGAAAACCAGUGGCGGAUCCAGGGGAGGGGCCCGGGGGGCCCCGGCCCCGGCCCCGGCCCCGGCCCCCCUCCCCCUUUUUUAGACCAAACUGAGGCCCGAAGGGCCGCAAAUUUUUUUUUUGGAAAAAAACAAAAACCUUUACUGACUCUGUGAGUGAAAGAGUUAAUUGUAUGCAUGUCAUUGAUAGGUUUUGCCGAUUGAGAACAAGAUGGCAGCGCCUCAAAACUACGGCUGGGUCAUUAACCUUGGAAUGGGAAUCGUCUUCGUGUUGUUUUCCUCGAUAGGAAUUUUGGGAUACAUGUUCUGUCAGGAAAAAUGUCUGGGCAGUAUAACACUGAAUCUGCCCAAUGAAGGGUAGGUAUACACUGCGUGACCAAGGACGAACGCCAACCAAAUUUGGUUUUGUCACUUUCUCCUCCGCAGAGGUUCCAGCCGGGCAUCUCAAUAAAAAUAGCGAGCGCGCGGGCGACGAUGAGAAGAGAGAAAAGGCGGGAGCUUCUUCUCUUUCCCCAUCCCAUCGUCCCCCGCGCGCUUUCAUUUCUCCCUCUCCCCAGCCUCCCCACGAUACAAAGAGGCCCGUUCUGCGGUGAAGAGAAGUUUAGUCAGAUAAGUCGACUAUAGGUAAAUCUGACGUUUCGAGUAAUAAGCCCUCCAUAGCGAACAUGAAGAAUCUGCUUUCGGUAGCCAAUAACCCUCAUCUUAACAACUUGUGUUAAACCCACCCAGCUUUGCUGUCUCAGUGCUUAUGUAGAAACGUUACAAAUGUAAACACUUCCACUAUACCGUCCCAACAUUUCCAGAGAAAAUAGAUGACACCCUGCCAACGAGAUUGCAGGUUCCGUGGUGCUCUUCAUGAAAAUUUGGAACUUGGAUUUAGAUCGUCACCGAAAACUUACUAUACAGUUCUUCCCUCAACUCGCUAAAACCUUCACGCACCAUGAUCCUACCUCUCCCCCAGCCCCCACCCCAAGCGCUCCUCGUUGUUUUAAGAAGAGAUCCUUGCAAACAAAAGAAAAUCAUUUUGACGAGACUUAAAAAGGAGGGGGAGAUGUUUAGUUGGGUCUCCUAUAUCAGUUAUUUUCUUAGUGUUUUCCCUCAAACAACGCCAUUUCAACAAGAACGAGUUGAUUUACCGUUCACUCCGUUAACCUCUUUGGUUUUCUCUCUUUAAGAAUUUAUUUAGGAGUGAAACUGCUGUUUGCCAGCUGCAUUUUCCUGACGUAUUUUCUUCAGUUUUAUGUUCCCAUGGUGAUAAUCCAACCUGUGAUUCUUAAACACGUACCUGAGGAAUAUCAGGACGUAGCCGACUUCGCCAUCAGGGCGGCAACAGUGAUUUUUACUUGUGAGUANAGCUUCUUCUCUUUCCCCAUCCCAUCGUCCCCCGCGCGCUUUCAUUUCUCCCUCUCCCCAGCCUCCCCACGAUACAAAGAGGCCCGUUCUGCGGUGAAGAGAAGUUUAGUCAGAUAAGUCGACUAUAGGUAAAUCUGACGUUUCGAGUAAUAAGCCCUCCAUAGCGAACAUGAAGAAUCUGCUUUCGGUAGCCAAUAACCCUCAUCUUAACAACUUGUGUUAAACCCACCCAGCUUUGCUGUCUCAGUGCUUAUGUAGAAACGUUACAAAUGUAAACACUUCCACUAUACCGUCCCAACAUUUCCAGAGAAAAUAGAUGACACCCUGCCAACGAGAUUGCAGGUUCCGUGGUGCUCUUCAUGAAAAUUUGGAACUUGGAUUUAGAUCGUCACCGAAAACUUACUAUACAGUUCUUCCCUCAACUCGUUAAAACCUUCACGCACCAUGAUCCUACCUCUCCCCCAGCCCCCACCCCAAGCGCUCCUCGUUGUUUUAAGAAGAGAUCCUUGCAAACAAAAGAAAAUCAUUUUGACGAGACUUAAAAAGGAGGGGGAGAUGUUUAGUUGGGUCUCCUAUAUCAGUUAUUUUCUUAGUGUUUUCCCUCAAACAACGCCAUUUCAACAAGAACGAGUUGAUUUACCGUUCACUCCGUUAACCUCUUUGGUUUUCUCUCUUUAAGAAUUUAUUUAGGAGUGAAACUGCUGUUUGCCAGCUGCAUUUUCCUGACGUAUUUUCUUCAGUUUUAUGUUCCCAUGGUGAUAAUCCAACCUGUGAUUCUUAAACACGUACCUGAGGAAUAUCAGGACGUAGCCGACUUCGCCAUCAGGGCGGCAACAGUGAUUUUUACUUGUGAGUAUAAGCCUAUUAUAGUAUUCAAAGAGGUUCUGUUACGAUGAUAUUGCUGUUUUAAGCCAAUUCUGUGCUUAAGUAAUUACUGGGAGUAAAUGUAUUGACACCUAAAUAAAAUACUUUUUAUCUAUUUUAAUUGAUACUGUUUUUAAAGUAUGAAUAAACCACAAAAUCAGAACGUUUUCUCUACUUUUUCGCAACCAUAAAAUGAACGUGAUAUCCAUUUUGGGCCGUUUUACAGAGAGUAAUGACAGAUUUCCCUAUCCUUUCAUAUACUUCAACUAGUAAAAUCUCUACCCUUUCUUAUACCUGAAGCCUGAAAAAGGUACCCUUUUCGGGCGGAGCCUCUCGUAUAGGCCUUUAUAGGGAGUACCUCCCUGUAAUACUCUCUAGCUCUUAAGAAGACCUUAUAGUGUGUCCUCUCAAACGAAUAUUAUUAACAUAGUCCCAUUUUGAGUUUGCAAUCGCACCUUCAAUUCACGCGGGAAAAAAUGAUUGACAUGUGCUGUGUCGGGAGCGGCGUGAAAUAUCACUCACUGUCCUAUUGGUCAAUUGUCAUGACGUCACCGGUAGAACAUAUAUAACGACCAGUUUUGUCUCAUCAAAACCGUUUUGUUUUAAUUUCAGGUAUUCUGGCAAUCAGCAUACCCCAACUAGAUAAUUUUAUUUCAUUAGUCGGCUCUAUCAGUUGCUCAACACUCGCCAUUAUUUUCCCGGUGGCAAUUCACAUCACCACCUUGACAACAGAGGGAGAUGGCCGUGUUCCCACUGUCACUUUUUUCAAAGACGCCGCUAUCAUGCUCAUUGGUAUUCUAACGUUUCUGUUUGGUACCUACACAUCAGUGGCGCGCAUUGUUGUACGAUACCAGACUGGACACAACUAG